Diorhabda sublineata is the source of this 2680-nucleotide messenger RNA. RefSeq lists its product as uncharacterized. The transcript has 8 exons. The record is from RefSeq and is a predicted model, not a curated record. Lineage: Eukaryota; Metazoa; Arthropoda; Insecta; Coleoptera; Chrysomelidae. The coding region runs from base 333 to 2453 and encodes 706 amino acids.
GCACUCAGUUCGGUAACAGUAUCAUAUCGGAACGAGGAGUGUGUGGAACGUCUUGUAGUAUAACGUUCUUUUUGCGACCGGGGAAUGUAAACAGAUACUUUUGAGAAUAUUGAACACUAAGUGUGACACUUUUAUUACGAGAAUUUUAUGUGUUUUUCGGGGUUACCUGAUCUAUUCCGAUUUACUCUUCGUUUUUUUCUUCUUUUUUUGUGAAUAUUUUGUGUGACUUUUAUGGAUACGUUGAGGCUUUGAAAAAACUAGCAUUGAAUGUUUGAUUGUUUGCAGAAACAUGUAAAUUACAAGAAAAUCAAAUAAUUACAUAAACGGGCGUAAUGUGCCUAGGAUGUGGACGUCUGUGGACGGCACUACAAGUAAUAUGGAGUACAUUUUACAUUGUAUGUGGUGCUGCUCAACUGAUGGCAGGAAUAUUUUUCCUGAUUUCGGUACCUGAAAUCCACAUCUAUGCAGUCUUGGUCGCAGGAACAUGGAACAUUAUUAUUGGAAUUUGUGGAGGAAUUAUAGCGUGUAUAGGCGUUCUAUCUCCAAGAAGGCAGGAAAUUUUGCUCUAUUUAGCCAUUUCGAUUCUUACAAUAACUAUUGUGAAUAUAAUUGUGACUGAGUACUGGUUUUACACUACUGAUAUGUCGAAGAUACUUAGAAAAUAUAGUAAUUAUCUGCUCAUAGAAUACGCUUGUUUCGUGUCGAGAGUGGCAGCCGCAGUGGUGUUUGUGGUUUCAUUUAUCGAUUGUCAAUUCGCUUUUUGUUCAAUGCAAUUCGUUUCAAAACCCAGGAAUAAAAAGUUUAGAGGAUCACACGAACAACUUUCCGAUAUCGAGUACAUCAUACCUAGGCCGAAAAGUACGAAACCAAACUCGCACACUGUGUAUGACGCUUACGCUCAAAGUUGGGUUUUCGACGCCGACAACGCAAGCUGUUCCAACGGUAUUUCAGGGAAAGGACCCUACUUUGAAGUACUUCAAAAUGGAACGCCACAAAAAUCGACAAAUGGUACUGCCACUAAUGUGCAAAACGACAUAGUCAGAGAAAAUGGCCAUAUUGUCGACAAACCUGUAGUUCAUAUAGAAGAAGCUUCGGAUGACAGCACGAGCAAUAGUGACAGGAAACUAUGUUAUAUGAAAAGCUUCUCUCGCUCACAUUCACCAAUAGUUUUGUCGGCUAGUUCAUCUCAACUUAGUUUAAAUUCGAAUCACAAUAAAAAUCCUCUUAUAUAUGAAUGUUUAGAAAAACUCACGGAACCAACUAUAUAUCGCUCAAGACUAAAUACUGCUUUAAGUAACAAAGAAGACGAUCAACAUUACCAGGCUCCUCAAGCUGUGAUCAUGCGAAGACCAGAAUCCGUCACCCCUAGGGUAGAGACUGUUCAAUAUGCAUCUUUGAUGAAGGAAUUGCAAAAGAAAAUAGUGAAGAAAGAAUCUCCAAAUAUCACAUCGCCACAAAGUAAUACAAGUGAAAGCGCAACGACAUCCGAAAAAACUCACAACUCAAAAAGCAGCAGUCGUUCAGAAGGCAAAAGUAGUGAUGCAGAUUUCUCUAAAGAAUUAGAAGCAGCUCUACAAUUAAUACAAGAUUUAGAAAGUCCUAAUACUAUUGAUACGCCUUCAGAUGCCAAGUCCUUAGAUGGACAACCUAGACCUCUUGCUGUAUGGAGAAAUAGUGACGCUAGUGAGAGCAGUGAAAAAACUCUUAGUGCAGUAGGAUCCCUAGCCGAGAUUACCUCUCCCUUAACCGAGUGCCAACCUGAAUUGUAUACCUUCAAGCCGUCGGUGAACGGUAAGGGUGCUAAAGUUAUCGUCCACUAUCCUGAUUCCCAAAGCACCUCCGGAUACAGUUCACCAACCCAUGGACCGAACUGGUCCACAGCCUCCAGUAUAUCCGGAGGCAGCCCAGAUACUAAACCUACAUUAUAUUCCAUUCAUAAUACUAAAUCUACUACUGUUAUUUCAUUAUACUCUUCACCCAAUAACACCAAAGGAAAAUCCGUUACACUAGUCAAAAUAACUGGCGAUGAACCAGAUAACACAACCAAAAUUAAAGUUAAUAAUACAGAUACCACAAAUAACUCGUCAGUAAUACCCUGCUAUAACAGUACAAAUAUACCACAUUCCCCACUAAUCACUGAUUUCGUAAUCACUAAAAGCACCAAUAAAACAGACGAUGAUGAGGAACCAAAGGAAAAAUUAUCAACAUUUAAACCUCCUCAAUCUGGUUGGAAACUAAAUUCUCUGCUUCGUAAGAAAAAGCAAAACUCAAUACCAAAACUCGCUCCCGAAUUAGAAGGAGCAAUUGUUAAAUCCGAGAGUUUAGCUUAUUUGUCUGACAUCGAGUUACUAGCUAGACAUCAGAGGAACAAAGAGCUUCAAAGGGAAAUAGAGAAAAAAGUGGUGCAACAGCUGGGAGUUCCAAGGACUGCAAGGACUGAAUCAAAUUGCUAAAGAAUUUUAAAUAAAUUACAGAUUAUUCCCAAAAAGAAAUCUUCUACUAGUGUAUUCGUCCAUUUAACAACUUAUUUUAAUAAUAAUUUAUAUUUUUCCAAAUUAUAUUUGAAUAAUUCUAUGUUGUAUAUAUUGUUGUUAUAGUUAUAUAGUUUAUAUUAAUUCUAUUGUAAAUAUAUUCAAUUAGGUAUUGAAUUCCUUUUAUAAAUAAAAUAUCUCUAUAUGUA